AUGUUAGUGGAUUUGAACGUUUGUUGGCCCCAGAAAUCUUUCCAAGACCCAUUAAAUGAUGCAGAAGUUGAUAGAGUGAAGGAGGUUUUGUCUACCCUCCAUGUUUUAGGGUAUACCCAUGUUGCAUUAAACUUUACGGUUAAUCACAGCGAUAAGUUCCCAUCGAAUCCAAAUCCAAUGCAGAUUAAAGAAAGAUUCGGCGAAUUGAUGAAAUCUACUGGUUUAAAGAUUUAUUCAAGAAUCACCUUGGUCAUUGAUGAUCCUUCAAAGGGACAAUCUAUUGCUAAACUGUCACAGCAUUUCGAUAUAGUCGCCGCCCUACCGAUUACUGAACGUGGAGUCUCAUUGGCAACUGCUAAUUUAGACAUCGAUCUUUUAACGUUCCACUAUAACCAGAGAUUGCCCUGUUUUUUGAAACACAAGACUAUAUGUAGUACCGUGAAAAGGGGGGUCAAACUAGAGAUUGUCUAUUCUGCAGCACUAAAGGAUCUACAGUCUAAGCGUCAAUUCGUGAACAACGUGCGUAACGUCGUUAGAAGUUCACGUUCAAGAGGAAUUGUCAUUUCAAGUGGAGCGCAAUCUCCAUUAGAAUGCAGAAACGUUUUGGGGGCAGCAAGUUUGAUCAAAUCUCUAGGGCUCCAAAAUGAUAAAUGUCUACAGGCAAUGUCUCAGCUAGCAUCGUUGGUACUGCUCAAUGGCAGGCUACGCAAUAACUCCUACAAGCAGACAGUCGCCAUUGGUACAAACGUCGUAGAGGAGAAUUCGCUGGGUAAUAAUAAUUCCUGUGUCAAGAUCAAACGUCGUCGUCGCCCCUCUGAGGAAGACCCUGAAGAAGGCAAGAAAAAGGUCCACAAAUAA
This is a messenger RNA of Zygosaccharomyces rouxii, 858 nucleotides long. It is a transcript of the gene RPP1, whose product is annotated as RNA-binding RNA processing protein RPP1. The transcript has a single exon. Bases 1 to 858 code for a protein of 285 amino acids. Gene Ontology annotation, cellular component: nucleolar ribonuclease P complex. The record is from RefSeq and is a predicted model, not a curated record. Gene Ontology annotation, biological process: tRNA processing. Gene Ontology annotation, molecular function: RNA binding. NCBI's taxonomy places the organism in Eukaryota, Fungi, Ascomycota, Saccharomycetes, Saccharomycetales, Saccharomycetaceae.